Saccostrea cuccullata (small rock oyster) is the source of this 945-nucleotide messenger RNA. RefSeq lists its product as uncharacterized. The coding region runs from base 226 to 891 and encodes 221 amino acids. Lineage: Eukaryota; Metazoa; Mollusca; Bivalvia; Ostreida; Ostreidae. The transcript has 2 exons. The record is from RefSeq and is a predicted model, not a curated record.
AUUCAAUUCGAGCCCCCAGAAGCUGUUUUGAACAUUUUUAUUAAUACAACAUUUUUCUUCCUUUCAGCUCCCGAAACAACAUCUGUGAUAACGACUGAACAUACAACUGAACAUAUAAUAGAGGAAGAACGUGCGCCGACCAACACUGAUGAACCCAUAAUAGAAGAUGUAACCGAUAAGGGCUGCCCGGAGAUAACAACCACCUUCAUCAUCACCGUGUCAGGGAUGUUUAUCGUUUCCCUUGGGGUCAACUAUAUCUGCUUUAAAUGUGGACAGAAAAGUGGUGCCCAAAAUGAACGGAAACGCUUAAAAAUAGAGUUUUCUGAAGACACUCAAGCGAUAAAUGUCCAACAUUACCAUAACGAGGAUGAAAACAUAGGACUAGAGAGGAUAGCUGAACAUCCAGGACCCUCCGCAGGCCAGAUAUCUAAUCCAACACACGAAUACGCCGCAUAUGAUGAAAUCAAAGACCAGCGACAACGUAUGCAAGACUCUCAGAGGAGGAAAGAGGGAGGCUACCUAACACCAGUUUUUCAAGAGCCGAGUCGAUCACAACCCCCUGCAAGAUCUGGAGGAAAUGGCUACGUAUCCCCGGUUACAGCAGCUAAGCAGGCCAGCGGACAGCGAAAUAAAAAUGAUUCCCCAUCACCACCUGGAAAUGGUGGGUAUCUUUCACCCCUUCGGGAAGCAAAGGAUGCGGCUGCAAGACUGUUGUCGGGCAAUAGUGAUUCCAGCUCAAACAAAUCAGAUAAAUCGGACAAAUCUAGAAAAUAUCAGAAUGAACCGCCUCGCAAAUCUCCACCUAAGACAGCUCCACUUUACGAGGCAAUCAAAGACGCAAGUAUUAUCCAAGAACAUCCUUAUAUUGAUCUACAGACUAGUAUGUCGUAGUUCCUAUUUAUUUUUAUUUUUCAUCAUUGUUUUUUUUUCGAACUUAUAAUGAAU